This is a messenger RNA of Cercospora beticola, 2811 nucleotides long. RefSeq names its product NAD(P)/FAD-dependent oxidoreductase. The record is from RefSeq and is a predicted model, not a curated record. Lineage: Eukaryota; Fungi; Ascomycota; Dothideomycetes; Mycosphaerellales; Mycosphaerellaceae. Gene Ontology annotation, molecular function: oxidoreductase activity. Gene Ontology annotation, cellular component: cytoplasm.
CUCUUUCUUCUACCAGCCUCACCGAACAUCCACAGACACAAUCUCGAUAACAGCAGCACAGCGGAAUGUCCCGACAGACCCCAAAUCUCCCCACGCAGCGCAAGCCAUGUGAUCUGCCAAGCGAACAGUCAUCGAAGUCCUUCUGGCACAGCGAACCCUCGUCACUCCUGCUCGGCCAUCGCUCCACGAGGGACCUGCCCGAGACUGCCGACUUGGUUGUCGUUGGCAGUGGCAUCAGCGGAGCCAGCAUAGCCCAUCACCUUCUCAACGAUGGCGAUACCGGUGGCCAAAAGCCCCAUGUGGUGAUGCUCGAGGCACGAGAGGCAUGCUGGGGUGCUACAGGACGAAAUGGCGGUCAUUGCCAACCAAUCUUCUUCGAACACCCCAACAAGCCGGAAAUUGGUCGCUUCGAGCUCGCCAACUUCCAAGCACUGGAUAAGCUGAUCAAGGAAAAGUCCAUAGACUGCGAGUUCGUGGUCCAACCUGGUGUUCGCGGUAUCUACUCGGAGCAUCAUCUUAAGACCACUGAACGCGCACUGGAGACCAUUAAGACUACGGCACCUGACCUCUCGUCCAUGAUGCGAAUGGUCACUUCCAAGAAGGAACUAGACGGGCUCCGACUGCCCACCGCGCUCGGUGCCGUUGUGACUGACGUGGCAGCCCGGAUGUGGCCUUACAAGUUCGUCUGCCGGAUCUUGGAGGAUCUUCUGACAUCUUCAGACCUGGACGGACUCUUCAACCUGCAGACACUGACUCCUGUGACUAAGAUUCUCCCCUGCGAUACUGGCGUAGACGUGCAUACGGCACGCGGCACAAUCCGGGCCUCCAAGGUCGUGCUUGCUACCAAUGCCUAUACUUCGCAUCUCGUUCCUGCAUUCUCGAACCUGAUUGUCCCAUGUCGAGGUCAAAUGAGCAGUCUCAUCCCAUUUCCAUCUGUUGCCGGAGAGAACAGACUCAAGACAUCUUUCGGCUUCCUCGGCGACGGACUGGACGACUACCUCAUCCAGCGUCCUUCCGAUCGAGGAGAGCAUCUGAUGUUCGGCGGCGGCAGACAGCACGGUCCGUCUAUCGGCGUCACAGAUGACAGCGUCGUGGACCCAAAGACCGCUCAUUACCUCCGCAGCCGGCUGAUCGAAGCCUUUCAACUGCCAGAGAGUGAAGAUGGGGCGUCACAGACCUACGAAAUGGAAGCUACUCACGAGUGGUCAGGAGUCAUGGGCUUCUCCCGGGACGACCUCCCUUGGGUUGGCAGAAUUCCCAAUGCAGCCCACACGUACAUCUCUGCAGGCUUCACCGGCCACGGUAUGCCAAACACCUGGUUGAGCGGCAAAGCACUUGCUCUUCUAGUGAGCGAGUCACUCACCCAUAAGCGCAACGAAAUCGAAAGCUUGCGUUUUAUCAUGCAAAAGACCGGCUUGCCCGAUUCGUACCUUGCCAGCGAGGAGCGAAUCAAAGCCGCUUUGCAACUCGAGGAUGUAGAAGCGCGGGACUGGGCAGAGAUGCAGCGAGGACGGGGAAGAUUCGAUCCAGAGUACCAAGCUCAAUUGGAGCUGCUGGAGCAGCAUUGUCUCAGUAGACUGGGCAGUGCCGUGAAAGAGCCACAGGUGCAGGUGGGUUCAAAAUUUAACGACAAGUCGAAUGUACGAAUCCCUCCCCCUGUCACGAAAUUUUGUGGUCAGACAGGGUCAGCUGAUGGGAACGACGCACUCAGGGAUUACCAGCUCCAGUUGGUGCUGCUCGACUGCCAGAACAAGAGACGGCUUCUGUGGGCAAAGCGUGAGCAAGCUUCCAGGGGCCAAUUGAACGCGCAAGUUCCCGCUCCGCAAGUUCCUACUCCCACACAACUUUCCAAGCAGGCAGAGCUCUCGGGAAUUGAUUUUGAUAAUGCAAUGAAAGAGUACAAAAAGCAAAUGCGAUUACUAGACCGACAAGAUGGAAUGGAACUUUUGACAGGAUCACGAGAGCAAGAACCAUUCGUCGAUUCGAACACGCACGCUCAGAACAUCACACAGCCUCUCAAUCGAGCCGAGUGGGAACUUUUUCGAGGCCUGGCUGAGAGGAGAACUUCACGAGAACUGGCACUGGCUGAACCACGAGAGUCACACCUGGUUCUGGUAGAAAAGAACGAGCAAGGAAAGUUCGAGCUUCCGCAUCUCUUCAAGCGGCAAUUGCAGGUGCUGGAGAAACAGAGGAGGCAUCUGCUUAAGAGGUGCGCACUAAAGCCAGAUGCACCAUGGACCUUGGAAUAUCUCGAAUCGCACAUUGAGAUUCUAAAUCUCCGGCCCAACACGGGCGCAUCUUACGAGAUCCAAUGGGAGACGCCACUGCCCUCAAAUCCUGUAUUGGAGGACUUCCACAAGCAAGCGCAGGUCGUGAAGGAUAUGAUCAGUAGAGGGCAGAUGGCGCAUUGUGAGGUCUUGUGAGGGUUUACGCCGCGCAUGCCCAGCAACAAGAAGGAUCGAGGAGCAAUAAGCAGCAUUUGUUAAGGGCAAUGGCUGAGACUUACGAAACGAUGUGGAGGCACCAUGUGGAAACAGUGCGACUUGAGCUUGAACGAGAGCAGUAGACGCUUACUAUUUGCUUCGCUUAGUUAUCAGUCGAGCGUCAAUGCAUGACGAGGGACGAGAAUCAUGAUGAGUUUCGGUAUUGUCGAAUCUGUCUUCUGUAUCCCGCUUACCGAUGCUUCGGCGUUACGGGAAUCUGCUGGGUGAUAUCCGUAGUGUCCAUUCAGUGAAGGACUGUUGAACAGGCCGUCAUCUUCGUGCACAAGAAAUCAAUCGCCUCAGCUAGUGUUGCACUAGGAUAUGCCAC